Molecule: messenger RNA, 687 nt
Organism: Lycium ferocissimum
Lineage: Eukaryota; Viridiplantae; Streptophyta; Magnoliopsida; Solanales; Solanaceae
Product: pentatricopeptide repeat-containing protein At1g04840-like
Exons: 1
Coding region: 1-687 (228 amino acids)
Biological process (GO): RNA modification
Molecular function (GO): protein binding; RNA binding
Source: RefSeq, a predicted model, not a curated record
AUGGGGCGGGCAAGUAAGGCCUCGGUAUUGUUUGAGGAAAUCUCGGAGAGCAAUGCAGGGUCUUUCAAUACCUUGCUUUGUGGGUUGAUGAGUAAUGGAAGGUUAUAUAAAGCAAUAAAGUUUUCUGGUGGGAUGGUGAAAAAGAUUUUUUGUACAGCUAUGAUUCAUGGGUUAAUAGUAAAUGAAUUGCACCAAACAGAUUUGGGGUUGUUAUUCAAGAUGGUGGAAGCGGGGAUGAAGCCAAAUGAUUUAACUGUUGUAAUUGCUUUUUCUGCUCGUAUAAAAGCCGGGGCAUUAGAGACAGGGAGAAAGAUUCAUGAUAAUAUUUUUAACAAGGGUCUCUAUUUGAUUGCAACAGUUGACAAUGCUUUGCUUGAUAUUUAUGCAAAAUGCAACGGGAUGAAGUCCACAAACUUGGUUUUUAUUGGAUUGACAGAGAAUCAUAUAUGUUCUUGGUGUGUUAUUAUACUGAUUGGACUAGAAGCUAAAGGAUAUACACUAGUAAUCUUUGUGACAUUAGCAGUAAAGAGCAUGGAAUUUGUUUCUAAGGGAAAAAUCUUACACGUUCCAUUUGACCCUGGGGGAAGCUACCUUGGAGCUACUGAAUAUCCUUACCACUACACAACUCGUAUGAAGAGUGACAAAUAUCUCAGUGCAUUAAAGAGAGCUAGUGUCAAAAAUCUAUAA